AUUGUGUGGAGUGACUUCCUAUACUCCGUCGGUUUACAGAUUGAACGAUAUGCGUACACACACAACCAAUGUACAUCAUUGAGAAGAGAGGUGUGUCGAUCAAACUCCUCAGAAUUAUGUGUUGCCUGGUACUUGAAUUCAUAUUUCAUCAUUGUAUUGCUUUCCAUCUACUGCAGAGAUUAACACUUUCUGCUCCUCUCGACAGUAACUGAUUCAUGAAGAAUCAACCCGGAUAUUUAGAGUGCAUUUGCUACCCAAAAUCCAAGUGGGGACUUCUCGUAUUUUUGGAUUUACUCCUUGACUGACUCGUUCGACGAUUUACUCCGGGCAGCGUCGGGAGUGGUUCCGCAUAGCAAAUCAAAGCCCAUCGGUGGUGGUGGUGGCAUUUCAACGCAAAUCGGUCGGCCUAGUAGUAUUACAUAUACACUCAGAAGUCUCUUAUUAAGAUGGGGGUGCUGUGGAGGAUAUGCAUAUCAAUGGCCUUGUUUGUUGUGUUGGAUCUCUGUACAGCUCAAAAUGCAACUGUAUGCAACAUGGCUUCCAGUUGUAUGGAGUGCAUCUCCGUUGGUCCAGCAUGUGCAUGGUGUACAGACAGGGAGUUUAGCAGUUCGUCAUGUGACCUGGCCUCCACAUUGGAAUCACUGAACUGCACAGAUGUACAGAAUCCAGAGAACAAUUUUAACGUUACCAAGAACGAAAGCUUAAGCAAUACGGGGGAGGUGGCCGUGGGACAAGCAGUACAGGUUCAGCCACAGGAGAUACAUAUGAAAAUCCGCAAGGGUGAUACUGAAAGAGUCAGGAUGCAUGUGAAGCAAGCAGAAGACUAUCCGGUAGAUUUAUAUUUUCUUCUUGAUUUGACUGGUUCUAUGGGGACCUAUCUCGGUGGUCUACAAACUGCAGCAAAUAAUAUAGUGGCCAAAAUGAAUGAGUUGACAAGUGAUUUUCGUGUUGGAUAUGGCUCAUUUAUCGACAAGGGUGUCAUUCCAUUCGCUAAUCAGUUCCCAAAUGGGACCAUCAAUGUGAAUGAACGAUGCGAAUCAGAAGCGUGUGAUGCUCCUUACCUCUUUAGAAAUAGACUGACCCUGACAGAUGAUAGUACAUUAUUUGAGGGAGCUCUGGGCAGUACCAUAUUGUCAGGCAGUCAGGAUUCACCGGAGGCUGGGUUCGAUGGAUUGCUCCAAGUCGCUACUUGUCAGGAUAUAAUCGGAUGGAGGGAGAAUGCUCACAAUCUGGUGGUUUACAUGUCUGAUGCUAUGUACCAUACAGCGGGCGAUGGACGGAUGGGUGGUAUUGUCAAACCCAAUGAUGGUCUAUGUCACGUUGAUCCAAGUACUGGUUUAUACACCAUAGAUGAAUCCCAGGAUUACCCUUCUCUAGGACAAGUAUCAAGUCUUAUCAAGGAAAAGGAUAUCUCAGUUUUGUUUGCAAUCGCAGUUCUUUCUGAAAGAUACAGAAACCUUCUGCCAUAUUUUCCAGGAUCAGAAGUAAGAGAGCUUUCAGCAAACUCUGAACGGCUGGUGAAUGCAGUAGAAGAGUUUUACAACUCUAUCAGGAGCCAAGUAUCGCUAUCUAUCCAAGCCCCUGAGGAGAUUGUUCUUGAUGUCACCGCAAACUGCAGCCCCCGCAGACAAACUGGCCCAAGCACCUGCUCUGCAUUGCAAGUUGGAGAUGAAGUGUAUUUUGAUAUUGACGUUACAGCUGAAAGCUGCAUUGAAGGGGGCUCCACAAGUAUAUCCAUCAGUCCCGUUGGUUUCCAUGAGGAGCUGCGUAUAAAUGUUGAGGUCAUCUGUGAAUGUGCCUGUCAGGAGCAGGGGAUUCCCAACAGUCCUGAGUGCAAUAACAAUGGAACGGAUCAGUGUGGAACAUGCGUUUGUAAUGCAGGUCGCUAUGGUGACGAAUGCCAGUGCAGUGGCGAGAGCUCAACUGCAGGAAAUGAACGGCUUGCCUGUGUAGCACCUGGUUCUUCGGCUGUCUGCUCCGGUCGUGGUGAAUGUAUCUGUGGGGAUUGUGUUUGCAACAAACAGGAUGACCCUACUCAUGUUGUGUCUGGGGAGUUUUGCCAAUGUGACAAUUUCACUUGUCCACUCUUUGAAGGACAACUGUGUGGAGGACCUACAAGGGGACGGUGUGAAUGUGAUAGUAAGACCCAACAAAGCAAAUGUCAUUGCAAAGCCCAAUAUGAGGGAGAUUCAUGUAACUGUCUCAAGUCCCAAGAAGCAUGUAUUGCCCCCAACGGACUGAUAUGUAAUUCUCAUGGUACCUGUUCAUGUGGGGCUUGUAGAUGUGAAAUAAAUUCACCCUUUAAAGGACCAACAUGUUCUGACUGUGCUACCUGUGCAGGACAGUGUGAGGUAUAUCAGGAAUGUGUCCAGUGCAAGGCUUUUGACAGCGGCCCUCUGACAGAAGAAGAGUGUAAUAUGUGUACUGUUGAAGUCAGGAAAGUUGAUAGUUUCCCUGAUGUGGAUUACCCGUACAACUGUUCAGUGACUCAUACUGACAACUGUUCCAUAGUCUUUAUACCUCACUUUGUAAAUGGAGAAGAUUCAGUCCCGGUCAUCUACGUCUUGGCAGAAACGAUUUGUCCUCCAGGACCCUAUUCUCCCGGAGUGGAUGCGAGAUGGGUAGCAGUUGGUCUGGCCAUUGCCAUUGUUCUUAUUGGUAUAAUCCUCAUCAUCAUAUACAAGUGUUACAUCACUUGGUUAGAUAGGAAAGAGUACAAGGAGUGGGAGAGGGAAAAAGCCAAUGCACAAUUCAAUCAGAACGAGAAUCCACUGUAUAAACCAGCGAGCACAGUCCACAAAAACCCUGCGUUUGGUACAACGUUCUCGGACAAUGAAGACUCGCCAGCCUUGCCAGAUUUUUCAUAACAUAUUUCUGUACUAUUUGUGGGGUGUGAUUCAGUUUACUAGGUGCCUCUACAGUGUGGUGUUUGGUGCAGUAAAAGCAGAGCGAAUAUCUGGUAUACUAGGAUGGCUUUGGGAGUGACUUUCUGCAGUGGUUCUAGGUGGGGGUUGAAGGGGUACUCACCACCUUUCUGUUUUGAGACUUAUUUUCCUGUAUUCUCAAAGAUGGUUUCAAUUGUACCAUGGUACAUAACCACGGACUGUGCUGAUUUUGUGUUUUCAAUUAUGCUUAUACCAUUGCGCUCAUUGAGAAAAGGCCAAUUAUAGUUGGCAAAUUGCCUAUUAUGAUUGCAUGGAGUGUGAUAAUAUGACAAAUUAGAAUUUGGUACAAUUGAAAACACCUUUGUCAAUUUAGGCCAUUGAAUUUAAUUGUUAAUAUAGCCAAAUCUAAGAACAUUAAUAUCAGUACCCCUCUGUUUUCAAAUUCUCACUUUGUGCCCCCUUUAACUUGAGAUCCUGGGUCCGCCACAGACUUUUCUGUGAAUAUUAACCCAAAGCCUACAGGAUCUUGUCAGUCCCUAUAUAAUGCCAUGGGAAUUUGGAAAUUCACCUGCUUUUAUAUUUCUAGAUAUACACAGGUGGAAGUUGAAUGUAAAAGUUAUGUGUCUUAGAAAGAGCAAUACUUUUUUUGAAGCUUGAUAUCAGCCAGGCCUUGAAUUUUAAAAUUCAGAGGGCAUAGCCACUUUUCUAUAUGGCACAUUUUUAUAUUGUUGUACAAAUGGAAAUAUAUGAAAAAUGGGCAUGAAUAAUCUAUAAGGCCAAUGAGAGGGGGACAGGGCCAGUCUGUAUGGUAUCCUUUGAUGGUCUUAGAUUUAUAUGAGCCCUUUUAUAUUUCUGUUUCUGUUUAUGGUAACUCCCGUAGGAACUCGGCAGGACAGCAUUUUUGCUGGUAAACGCCAAGCUGGUAUAUAACCAAUUACCUAGGAAACAUUUUACGUCUAGAUUAAUCAGUCAUAGUGGCUGACCUUAUAGACGACAUAUAUAACUCUCAGGCCUUUUUAUCAAAGUAGAGACAAUGGCAGAGUAGGGAUUCGAACUCACAACCUUGCGAUUAUGAGUCCAAUGCUCUAACCACUGGACCACACAACCCGUGUCAUCAUGUCAUCAGCUUUGCAGACAUGUUGGAGAAAAAACUAAAAAACGGUGCAUCAAACCGCGAUUUCAUGAUUUGAUGGUGAUUUUCUUACCCGAUUGCUAAGAAAGCAACCAGAGAAUCUUGAAGUCCUCUCAGAAGGGACCUUGUAAUGAGAAUUUAAAUGCCUUACCAAAGGGCACUAGCACACCAAGUGGGAAUCGAACCCGGGUCACCUGAAUCUGAAAUCCCCACUCUACUGAUAUCGCACCAUAAAUCAUUGUUUAGUUGGUUUAAUGCACAGGUCUCCUAUUGUUAUGCCCUCCACAGAGAUGUCAUCUGAAACUAGUCUAUGAUAUAUGUAACUUGAAGAAUAUCAGGAAAGCAUCCCGCUAGUAUUGCCUGUUUUUGGUAAUUUUAACUCAACAUUUAUUUGAAAUACUACACUAAUGUUUGAUUGCUUCAUGUGAUAUUUUACUCAAGUUACAUCUGUGUUCUUGAAAUGUGGGAAUGUUUUCUUACUUUGAAAGAUAAUGUAUAUAGAUACCAUAUGUUGAGUGUGUGAAAGAGGGAGAGAUAGAAAGAGAGAGAGAGGAGAGAGAACGAGGGAAAGAAAUGAUAUUGAUAUUAUGAGUACUUUUUUUAAAAUGUGUCUACAUGUAUGUUGUAGUCUUAACAAGAUGGCCAAAAUUCACAAAAAGGUGUUUAAUCCUCGCUUAGGUGUCUAGAUUCUACACUGCAAUAAUUGUACUGCAAACAGGCUUGAAGUUAAACUUGAGUAGCGUACCUAAAUUUACUUUGUGAAACAGGCCAGAUUUACAUUUUCAAGUCUAAACCUGUCAUUGUACUAUUCUUUGUAAUUUUCCUGGGAAUUGGAAAUCUACAUUACAUAUAUACUUUUUCUUGAAAUGAGCUACGGGAAGUAGUGUUUUUUUUAUUACCAUGUUGCACUAAACUUAGUAUACUCUGCGACUCAUUUGCAUUGAUCAUUAUUAUAUGAACGGACAAUGUUCUAUAAACUAAUCCAUAGCUUUUUCACUUUAUAACUUGUACGUUAGAGCAUAAGAUAGGUGGUGUUAUUUUUCCAGUCAUGAAAGAUAUCUGAGGUGAUGAUUGUGGUUAUUCUCUCAAAGUUUUCUGCUUUCCAUGUGAUUUUUUAUGAAAAUGUAUAGUAUAUGGUUAGUUCCUGCGGCUGUAGGAUGAAUGAAAAAGAUUGUGGACUAAGAAAUUUUCUCACACAAUGUGAUCAGUCGUGACUACAUUAAUUCAUGAAAUAAUGAAUAAGAUACACAGAUUGAAACGUGAAUUAUUUGUAUAUGUAUGUUUAAUUCUGUAUGUCACAAUGAAAAAUAAAAUGUGUGUUUGGCUUUAGAAGUACACUUACCAAUCUUCCUGUUUACAUGAGGCCAGCUAGCUUCGAGAGAAGUUAAUUUUGUCUUUAAUACACUGCAGUUUAAAAUUUGUUGCAUUCAUUUAUAAAAAGAAAGGAAAUCCAAUUGAAAUUUCAGAUUGGCAUUUAUGUUACCUUUUCCAUUUGUUCAUUAUGAAGGCAGUCAUAGUUCUCUUUCUAGACUUGAGAGAAAUGUAAAUUUUCUUGGACACAAUAAUGAUAGAUAUGCAUGUAUUAAAUUCAGGAAUACUAGUCUUGUGUGAAUUUUAUCAAGAAUAAAAUGUGCCUUAUUUUUAUGAUUUUCUUACUAUAUACCAACAUAGAAUUUUAUUUUAAAAAUUAAAACUCAUGGAUAUAUUUGGUCGAUGGAUGGAAAUGUACUUUUGAUGUGUGUGUGUUAUAGCACAUUUUAGUUGAGAGUUGCAUUUUGCUUCCAUGAAGAGAUGCAUUCAUGGAAACGAAAAUAUGUAGGACAAUUAAGAGAUGAUGGACUAAGAGAAAAGGCAAAGUUUUAAACUUUAUAACGAUUUAUUCGUUGAAAAUUCCUUUUUUUUAGUUCUUUGUAAUCACUGUGAGUCAGUGACUUCUAGAUGUCAAAUAAUUCUGACAUUUAUGAGGUACAACGAGAAUAAUCUUUUUAUGAACAAAGGCUUAAAACCAGAUUUCUUUUUUUAUACAAAGUGUUAUGUUUACAUGUAACCCAAUGGAUAAUUUGUAUACCUUGUUUUGUGAAAUGGUUUAGUAAUCUAUAUAAAAUCAGGAUCCACUUUCAAAGACCUUGUUUGUCAGUAGUAAUUAGUUACAAACCACUGUAAUAAGUUACUGAAAUGCUGCCAAUUAGAUUGGCUAUUAGCAAUUUUGUCAUAGAAUCCUAGGAUUUGACAUAGAUCACAAGUUUUAUGAAACAGUGCCCCAGUAAAAGCAUGAAACCCAAGUUUUAAGUGGCUUCGGUCGACUCUUCAAGAAGCCUGUAGCCAGCAUUGGAUUUGAUAUUUGAUUAACGUUUAUUGGAUGUUAUUUGUGUCUGGAGAUAUACAUCAAUAUGUUUUUAUACACAGUGUACCAUAAUAUAAUUUUAUAAUCAUGUAAUUAUUUACUACUAUGUAUCAUACUGUGUUUGAUAGGAUGUAUAUAUUCUGAAGCAACUUCUCAUGUAUCUUUUUUUCAAAAAAAUAUAGAAAUAAAUCCUAAUUACUACAUCCA
Lytechinus pictus (painted urchin) is the source of this 6568-nucleotide messenger RNA. RefSeq names its product integrin beta-1-like. Gene Ontology annotation, biological process: cell adhesion mediated by integrin; cell-matrix adhesion; integrin-mediated signaling pathway. Lineage: Eukaryota; Metazoa; Echinodermata; Echinoidea; Temnopleuroida; Toxopneustidae. The transcript has 23 exons. The record is from RefSeq and is a predicted model, not a curated record. Gene Ontology annotation, molecular function: integrin binding. Gene Ontology annotation, cellular component: cell surface; integrin complex; focal adhesion. The coding region runs from base 447 to 2867 and encodes 806 amino acids.